Messenger RNA from Xylaria bambusicola, 1806 nucleotides. RefSeq names its product glycoside hydrolase. NCBI's taxonomy places the organism in Eukaryota, Fungi, Ascomycota, Sordariomycetes, Xylariales, Xylariaceae. Gene Ontology annotation, molecular function: hydrolase activity, hydrolyzing O-glycosyl compounds. The coding region runs from base 576 to 1691 and encodes 371 amino acids. The record is from RefSeq and is a predicted model, not a curated record. The transcript has a single exon.
GUUCAAGUAGAUUUAGGCUAUCAGCUGUUCACAGCUGUUAGGAUAAUUUGAUAAACGCUGCCUAGAUAGACAACGUUCUUGAGUUAGGUAAACAUAGAAGCAUGACUAAAUAGGCGCGGAAGCGCGGAAUGAAAGAUGUUUAAGCGGCAGCUUAUAAGCUAAUUCAUUCUACCUGCCUGUCUUGUCGAAAGAUAGCUGAAUCUUUUUGUUCUUGAGUCGGUGGAUUGCCGUCUCUGGCAGUCGUCGCAGCGAGCUAAACCCUGUACCUUGAGGGAGGAUCUUCUGCAGGUUUAGCCCUGCCCCAUCGACAAUUGACCUAACCUUCACGGUUAGAUCAAUCUACCAUCACAUGGUAAUGUAAUUACUACUUGCUGUAGAUCACUCGAGAGCACUUGGAUGUUGUUGUAACUCUAUGAACUGGCUCAAGUCCACUCAUCUCGGCCAGCUUUGGCCUACUCCGCCACUAGACGCGGACAUAUAAAGUCAACAUCUCUUUCCUUCCUUGGGGCCAUUCUCCUGCUUCCCAUCACCAGCUACGAAACUCACAAGCCCUCGUCUAUCUUGAUAAUCCUACAAUGAAGCAAGUUCUCCUAGCUCUCGCUAGCUGUCUAGCUACGGCUGCUGCUGUGUCUAUCAGCCCCCGAGCAAACUCACCGUCCUGGGCUGGAUCCAACAUCUACUUCCUCAUAGGACUGUCCGAUUCACAACAGAAUGACUGGAUCAACAACUUGGCUGCCGACGGAGCUAAAGUAGUACGACUUUGGGUGAAUGCUCAAUCUCAAGGCUCUUGCCAAAAGGGUAGCACGAUCACGAAGACAAUCCCCGAGCUCGAAAAGUCUAUCGGUAGCUACAAUGACGCAGUGUUGGAUGCUGUCGACAGCGUCUUGGUGAAGCUAGCUGCCAAGAAAAUCAAGGCUAUUAUCUCGCCGCACGACGCCGCCAACCAGUUCGUGUCUGGUAGCUCUGACCCGUACUGGAACAAAUACGGCUCGGGCUACUUCUACGAACAGCAAGCUGCGUUCGACGACUAUGAUGCCCGACUCACUCACGUGCUCAACUACCGCGGGAAAUCAUCGGGCAAGGUGUGGAAGAAUUGGAGCGAGGCCAUCAUGGCUUUCGAUCUACAGAACGAGCCCAUGUCUACGAAGACUGAGGAAUGCCUAAACGGCGCAGGCGCGAAAUGGGUCUGCGGACGCGCACAGCACAUGCGCAGCGUUCUGGGCGCUAACAACCCAAUCAAGAUCUCCUCUGGUGGUAUUGGUGGCGACAUCUCCAAGAACUGCAACUUCAUGGAUGCGGCCGUGAACUGUGGACAGCUCGAUAUGAUCGCUGUUCAUCGCUACGCAGGAAAUCUUGCCUCCAACCCGAAUGAAUGGUCCGCUUCCGCACCUGGCUAUCUCCGUGAUGCUAAAGGCAAGCUGGUCUAUGUCGAGGAAUGGGGCGUCAAGCAAUAUCAGGGCGCUGCAGAUCCGCGCGUGGAGUACCCGGCCCAAGCCAACGAUAUGAACAAGGCUGGGCUACCAUGGUUGUAUUGGCAAAUUGUCCCGGGCAAGAACUGCGACUAUGACCCGAAGAAUGAUAAAGGCGACUCGUUCAGUAUCUUCCAGGGCUCGGGGGUUGAUAUUGCCAGUGCGAUGAAAGCUGCAUCUUCGACAACUGGUGCUCAAGAUUGGAGUGGCAUUCUGUAUUAGAGGUGCGGAUGUCAAUGUAUUCAGUUACAAGCAGGUGAAAAUGGCAGACAGGUAUACACGAAGCGUAACGAAGUUCUCUGUAGCGCAUGGUGCGUAAGCUUUAGCUAAAGCGAUA